CCCAGCCGGAUGCUGAACGUGGUGGGACCGCGCGCUGAGAAGACCGCGAUGCUGCCGCUUCAGAGCUCCGGUACUAUUGUCGUGGCGUAACCACCUGCUUACCACGCAGAAACAUGAACUACGGUGAAGCGAAGCUCGAACUGCAGCAGCUCCUGGGGCGCGUGAGUCCAGCUGAACUCCCCAAACUCCUGGACUGGGUCCGAACCUCAGAGGAGCUGGACGAUCUCGUGACGGACAACGGAAAAGUGAUUCUUCAGAGUAUCGCUGAUGACCUGCGCGCUCACCUUCCGCUGGACGCCAUGUUGCCCUCAGAGGCCAGUGCACGAGCCCAGAUGCAGCGGCGUCCACGACCCACCGUCCACGUGGACGCCUUCCUGUACGACGACGAGCAGGUGGAUUCGCUGUGCGACGGCGGGAAGAUGAGUCGCUCCUACUGUCUGAGGUGUGGCUCCAACGAGACGGCGCCUCUGGACUUCAUCUCACACUCCUUCUCCGUCGCUGAGCUGCGCUUCCUGUUCCAGAGCGUCUUGCCGGACCUGAGCGGCCGGACGUUGGUGGAUGUGGGCUCCAGACUUGGGGCUGUACUGUAUGGGGGUUAUGUCUACAGUUCGGCCUCCACCCUGGUGGGACUGGAGAUCAGCGAGGAGUUUGUCCAUCUGCAGAGGGAAGUGGUCAACAAAUACCAGAUGGGCGCCAGAGUCCAGGUCGUCCACUCUGACGUCUGUCUGCAAGGUGCACUGCUGCAGGAAGCCCACGUUCUGGUCAUGAACAACGUCUUCGAGUACUUCCUGGAGCCGGCGGAGCAAGUCAGGUGCUGGAGGUUCAUCAUGGAGAGGUUUCGAAGGACGGGCUCGCUGCUGCUGACCGUCCCCAGUCUGCAGGAGAGCCUAGCCCAGGUGCAGGAGGCGCUGCCUCCCGACUGGGUGGAGGAGCUUCCGGUGGAUCACGGCGUCGACACGGCUCACGAGGCAGACGCCAGCGCUCUGAAGGAGAUCCACCUCUACAGGGUCCUCUGAGCCGUCCGGCCUGCUUCAUGUGGACCCGAAUUGGUUCUGAUUGUGGCGCUUGUGACCUGUGAACCAGGAGACAGGCCUCGCCAGGAAAACCUCACGUGGGUCAGUGGCUUCAGGCACCUUCACUGCUGAGCACGGGCUGACCCGCGUGCAUGGUGCGGCAGGAGGCCACAGUCAACAGUUCCCAGUAGUUUUCUGUUGACUUGCCGCUCACACAGUUUGAUAUCGGAGGAAAAUGAAGUUCAUCUUCCCUCAUUUGACCCCCCUCUAUGUUCACCAUCCUUGAUGAUGUCUCAAAGUGGCAGCACAGUGUUGGACAGUGUCUGAUGUGAGAUCUAAGGAAAUGAAAGCAAUAA
This is a messenger RNA of Synchiropus splendidus (mandarinfish), 1369 nucleotides long. RefSeq lists its product as uncharacterized. The record is from RefSeq and is a predicted model, not a curated record. The transcript has 9 exons. Lineage: Eukaryota; Metazoa; Chordata; Actinopteri; Syngnathiformes; Callionymidae. Gene Ontology annotation, molecular function: methyltransferase activity. Bases 114 to 1016 code for a protein of 300 amino acids.